This is a messenger RNA of Rotaria socialis, 1569 nucleotides long. The record is from the annotation of a GenBank genome assembly. NCBI's taxonomy places the organism in Eukaryota, Metazoa, Rotifera, Eurotatoria, Philodinida, Philodinidae.
AUGAAUGUUCUUUUUUGGUUCAAAUAUAUCGCAACAUUUUCACGCAUUGUAUUACUAUCGAUAUAUACGUACGUCAAAGCGCGUCUUUUUGGUAAGAAGAAAUGCACAGCACCACUAUUACUCAAUCGAGAUAGUCAUAUUGCCAUUGUUGGAGGCGGUAUUGGAGGCGUCGGUGCCGCAUAUGCUUUGGUUCGCAGUGGAUAUAAAAAUGUGACCAUAUAUGAAGCACGUGAGAAACUCGGUGGCAAUGCGAGAACACAUGUUUGGAAAAUUAAUAAUAAGAAUAAGAAUAUUACAACAGGACUUUCUGUAUUAGCAUGGCCGGAAGUAUUUCGUAAUUAUAUUCAUUUAUUAAAUGCAUUAAAUAUUGAAACAACGACAGUUGAGUUACCAUUUUUUAUUCAUAAUAGAGAUGAAAAUACUUUCUUUGCUCAUGCAAAACAAGACGUGCACACUCAACAAUAUAAUACUGAUUUAACGCGUUGGAGACGUAUGAUUGAUAUUGUGAGAUAUAUAUCUGAGUUAUUUCAUGAUCGAGAAACCUCUCUAUAUCAUUUUUCACUUUUAAAUCCUUUUAAUUAUAUUUCAAUGAGGCUUUUAAGUUUAUUAUUUGGAAUAUCAACACGUUUCUGGAAUAAUAUUGUUGUACCUAUGUAUGCAACGACAUUUUUAUCAACGAACUUAUCUUUCAUUCCAUCAGCAAUUCUUCCAACUGUCGAUCGAUUAAUAUCUUUAGACCCGAAUCGUAUACCGACACUGCAAGCUUGGUUGCAAACAUCGACAGAUGUUUUCGAUCGAAUGACACAGGGAACUACUAUUAGAACAAAGUCUCCGGUUAAAAGUGUUCGGAUUCAACGAAAUCAGCAAAAUCAAAUUAUGAUCUGUAUUAACAAUGAAGAUGUCAUAUACGAUCGAAUUAUUUUUGCUUGCGAUAGUGAGUCAACACUAAAUGCACUGAAAAAUGGUAAUACAAAUAUUUCGUUACUAUUGAAAAUAAUGUUAUCAAAUGUUACGUACAGUGGUGACGAUGAUGCAAAUCUAUUGGACGGAAUUAUUCAUCGCGAUAUUAGCAUUCUACCAAAUGAAUUUGCCGAUGAAGUAACUCGUAAAUACGCAAAUUAUAUUGAUGUUAAAUAUGAUAAAAAGAAACAAAUAUUUUAUAAUUACAACACAUUUAUUUUAAGUUCUUGGUUGCCUAAUGUUCAUGCCAUGCUGAAAGAAAAUAAUUUAGAACAGAGUGAAAUAGAGCCGAUGUUAGUUACUUAUUCGCCGUAUGAUCAACCGGCUCCGCAAAUUGAUAAAAAGAAAAUUUAUGGCACAGUAGAUAAUCGACGAGCACAUCCAAGUCUUUCCUUACGUAAUCAAGCGAUUUCAUUAUUAAUGCGAUUAGUGCAAGGGGAAAAUGGAAUGUAUUUUUGUGGAUGUUCUGCUACACCAGCGAACGGACAUGAUCUUUCAUUGAUAUCAGGUUUUGCAGUUGCUGAAUUAAUUGGUGCUGCAUAUCCAUUCGCUGAUAAUUUAUACGCAUUGCGAGACUACAAUCGAUUCAAAAGAAUGUGUAUUGACUAA